AUGUGGAGGUCCUGUCAGGCCGCGUGCAGCAGGUCGUGUUUCUCGCCGACUCGCGACGCGCUGUUCGCAGUGCCGUCCGACCUGUCCGACGCCUCCACCACCUCGCCGGAACGCCAUGACCUCCUCGUCCACUCUGAUCCUCCCACGCCCCCGCUACGCCUUGCCGCGUUCCCCCUGGAGCCGCAGCGCAUGCAGCGCGACGACUCUUUCGCCAGCGAUGCUCUGAAUCCACCGCAAGCAGAGGCCGGGGAAGCAGUAGUGGCAGCUGGCGGCGCCAGAGACGCGGAUGCAGCAUCGGGGUCGGCUGAUAGCCCGCUGGAUGCCGCCCCGCCCUGCAUAAGACCACCCUCGUUAGCGCGCGGCGCGGAUGCAGCAGGCGGUACAUUCGCGCUGGCCGACCUCCCGGACUCGCUGCUCUGCGACGUGCUGCGCCACUUAAAGCCCGUCGACGUGCUGCGGGUCGCGCUCGUCUCCCGCGCAUUCCGCGAUGCCGCUACGGCCGAAUCC
Molecule: messenger RNA, 507 nt
Organism: Closterium sp. Naga37s-1
Lineage: Eukaryota; Viridiplantae; Streptophyta; Zygnematophyceae; Desmidiales; Closteriaceae
Source: the annotation of a GenBank genome assembly